UUAAUUUUUUUACACAGACAAGGUUAGAAAAUUUUGCUAUUAUUAUUAUGACUCUGUCAGUUCUUUGUGUUUACUAAUUGGUUUGAAUAGAAAUAGUUUUAUUCUGAUAUUUUUUUUCCGAUGGAGUCUUUAGUAUAGUAGGUACUUAAUCUACUUUUUAAUUACUUUUACAAUUAGAUGAUACGUUACAUCCACUAAACGAUUGAAAUCCAAGAUGCCAGAAUGCAUAAUCGGAAACACAAAAAUUCACAUAGAAGUGCCUUUAAUCCUCAUAUUUUUUGCUUUUCUUCUUUCUGAUUCAAUUAAGACCAACCUCGUCAUCUUUCGAACCUGCUAUGUCACAUUGGAUUACAACAAAUCAGAAUGUGCCUUACUUGGAAGCAAACACCCCGACAACAAUACGGCCAAAUUAGAAAAAAUUGUUGAACCUUACGUGGCUUUAAUGAAUAUGGUUGGCUCAUUACUAGAUGGAGGAGUUUCAGCAGUGACCUGUUUAGUCAUAGGUCCUUGGUCAGACCGAUUUGGUCGAAGACCAGUUCUUAUUAUUCCAGUGUUAGGUUAUUAUAAUAAUACAAGAUCUGACCCUUCCAAAUUAUUAUUUUUAGGAUAUGUUGUAUCAUAUAUGCUCCUUGCCCUUCUUGCCGUUUUGGAAAACUUAUCUCCUUGGUACUUCCUUCUGUGCUCUAUUCCUGUACUUGCAACUGGAGGACUCUCUUCAUAUCUCACUGUGCUUCUAUGCUACAUCACUGAUGUCACCAACGAGAGCAACCGCGGAAUGAGAAUGGGCGUUUUUGAGGCUCUUCUAGCUCUAGGAAUAUUCCUAGGAAAUGUUUCAAGUUCCUACGUCUUUGAAGCCACUAACUACCCCACUGUUUUCCUAAUAUCAUCAGCGUUCUGUAUGCUCAAUUUAUUGUUUACAAUAUUUUUUAUACCGGAAUCUAUUACAACACCCGAAUCAGAGGGUCGUCUCAAAGGCCUGUUUCAAUUCGAAAAUGUCACAGAUUUGGUCAAAACUACAUUCAAAAAACGAAGAAAUUACGACCGCUGUGUUGUCCUCUCUUGUGUCCUAAUGUUGACAAUUUUUAUUCUUGUAAUAAAUGGAGACGGAGCUUUGAUUUUCCUAUUUUUAAGAGAAAAGUUUCACUGGUCUUUAGAACAAUACACCCUAUUCAGUGCUGCUCAUAGCUUGACCUGGGUUUUGGGCACUGCUGUCGGAAUUUAUUUGUUACACAAGUUGUUAAAAAUUCCAGAAACUAUAAUGAUUGUGAUUGGUUUUAUUUCAAUGUUUAUUGGGGCCGUUGUUAUGGGUCUAGCUAUAUACAGUUGGCAGAUUUAUGCUGCUGCUUUUUCGCGUGCCUUGGGUGGAGUUUUGAGUCCGAUGGUUCGAUCGUUGGUAUCCAAAAUAGUGCCAAAUGAAGAAAUCGGGAAAGUUUUUGCGUUGAUUGUCGCUUCGGAAUCUUUGAUCGGAAUGGGGGGAUCCCCGAUAUUUACUGCUAUUUACAAUGCUACGAUUUCGACUGAUGCAGGGAUUUUUAAUUUCGUAGCUGCUGGCGUUUAUAUCGUUGAAAUCUUGUUAGCAAUAGGAAUUAUUCUGGUGAGAAACGUUACAACGACUGAAAAUUACAACCAAAUUGUGAACGAGAAUGAUGACGAAGAGAGAUCAACUGUGGAUGUUUCAACUUCGUCGUAAAGAAACUGAAAUAUCUGUUGCGAUAUUAUUGAUAUGUGAUAUGUUUCUUAAUUAAAGAUAUUUUAAUAAGUUAACAGUAGGUAAUAGUGUUUGUAUUGUUUGUAUACGUAAGUGAUAUAUUUUUAUAUUUACUGCAUUGCACUGUAUUUAUGUAAAUAAAUA
Tribolium madens (black flour beetle) is the source of this 1852-nucleotide messenger RNA. Its product is annotated as tetracycline resistance protein, class C-like. The coding region runs from base 215 to 1690 and encodes 491 amino acids. Gene Ontology annotation, cellular component: membrane. The transcript has 6 exons. Gene Ontology annotation, biological process: transmembrane transport. Lineage: Eukaryota; Metazoa; Arthropoda; Insecta; Coleoptera; Tenebrionidae. The record is from RefSeq and is a predicted model, not a curated record. Gene Ontology annotation, molecular function: transmembrane transporter activity.